Messenger RNA from Cetraspora pellucida, 1179 nucleotides. The record is from the annotation of a GenBank genome assembly. Lineage: Eukaryota; Fungi; Glomeromycota; Glomeromycetes; Diversisporales; Gigasporaceae.
AUGUCUUCGCUUAUACUUAGUCAUAACGAACGUUGUGAGGGUCCAUGGGUUAAAUUACAGUCGGAACCAUCUCUCUUUACCGCUUUGAUGUAUGAUUUGGGUGUUAGAGGUGCUAAAGCAACUGAAGUAUUUGUUCUUGACCAACAAGAUAAUUUUGAUGACCUUGGAGAAAUCUACGGUUUGGUUUUUCUUUUUAAGAUGAUAGGUGAUGUAACAGGAGAUGUAAAAGGUUUACAUAAAGGUACCGAUUAUGAACCUGUUGAAGAAUAUCCACCAAACGUCUAUUUUGCCAAUCAGGUGGUGGUAGAAAAUGCUUGCGCUACCCUUGCCGUGUUGAAUAUCAUAUUGAAUUGCCCACAAUUAGAGAUAGAUCAAGAAUUAAAAGAAUUUAAAGAAUUUACUUGGGAUCUUCCACCAGCUACUAGAGGUUUUUCCAUAACUAAUCAUCCGACUUUACGUCAAAUUCAUAAUUCAAUGGCCCGACAUCCAGAAGAUUCGCUGAUAGUUGAAGAAGCAAGCAAGAAAAACGGUGGCUCCGAAGAUGAAGGCGGUGGUGAAGUUUAUCAUUAUAUUGCUUAUGUUCCCAUUGAUGGUGAAGUUUGGCAAUUGGAUGGUUUAUAUCCCCAUCCUGUUAGCUUAGGCAAAUAUUCUAACGAAAAACAAUGGUACGAUGCUGUUCGUGGUGUUAUUCAUGAGCGUAUUGACGGAUUUCAAGCGGAACAAGUAGAAUACGUUCUUCUAGCUAUUACUAAAGAUCAAAUAGGAAUUCAUCAAGAUAGAGUUAAAGAUUGUAUGUACAUCAAAAAGCUUGCAGAGAAGAGGUUGGAUGAGCUUAAUAAUGCUUGGAGAGAGAUCAAUACCGAAGAUGUCGAUUUUUCUUUUACUGAUGAUGAUGAAGAAAAGGUUAAAAAGCGUGGGAAUUAUGUGAUCGAUCUUUCGACUUUGACUGCGUAUCAUGAUGAUAUCGAAAUGAUUGAACAACUAAGAGCCAAGAUGAUAGAUGAAAUUAAAUUUUUGAUUGAAGCUAUUGAUAGAGAAAAUAAGUUGAAAAUGGUUGAGAGAGAAAGACGAACUUUUGAUUAUGGUCCAUUUAUACGCGAAUUUAUUUCAAUUCUACAUGAACGAGGGGAAUUGAAAAGCUUGAUUUCGGCAGCAGACGACAUGAUAGAAGAUGAUUAA